AUGCAAGAACAGCAGCAGCAGCAGCAGGAACAGGAAGAGGAGCAACAACAACAAGAGCAACAGCAGCGCCCAAGUGUAUUGUCGUACUCUACAGGGUGGGUGGCGAAUGGUCUAUCGUGGAGCACUCGUGAAAACGCGCCAUUUCGCUUUGCAGUUUCGUCAUACAUACAAGAGUAUAAAAAUCACGUUGAUAUUGUGCAAAAGAAUGAAGAGGGAAAUUUAGUUUGUAGAGCAACAUGGGAGCACUGCUACCCGCCAACAAAGGUGAUGUUCGCCCCGCAGAAAGCCGCGACGGAUCUUAUCAUCACGACAGCGGACUACCUGCGUCUUUGGGAAGUGAAGGAGGGACCACCGGAGAAGAGCAGCGAUGAGAAACGCCGCGAGGUUGAUGAUCCGCGUAGAGUGCCGUCGAAAAGCGAUCAUAUCGACUCACACGUUGUGUUUAAGACCGUCUUUGACAGUGGGAAACAGCCCAAUGAAUUCUGCUUCCCUGUAACCUCCUGUGACUGGAACAGCGACGACCCUAACAUACUAGGCUGCUGUAGUGUCGACACAACAGUGACUAUUUGGGAAAUCGAAACCGGAAAGAAUACACGGCUUAUCGCCCACGACAAGGACGUCUAUGACAUUGCGUUUGCGAAAGGCACGCACACCUUCGCGAGCUGCGGCGCAGAUGGCUCCGUACGUGUGUUUGACCUGCGUGAAAUUGAGCAUUGCACGAUCCUGUACGAGUCAAGUUCCUUGUCCCCGCUGCUUCGGGUUGCGUGGGACAAGGUGGACCAGACUUAUCUCUAUACGUUUGGUGUGGAGGGGACAGAGGUAAUUGUAAUAGACAUCCGAUUCCCCGCGGUUCCACUUGGAGUUCUGCGUAAUAGUCGCACGCAGCCGUUCAACAGCGUCUGCUGGGCUCCGAACUCCGUGAUAAAUCUCUGCAGCGGUGGAGAGGACGGCACAGCUUGCAUCUGGGACCUUGGCGAGUUGCCCAACGUUGCGCCAAAAUGCAUCAUGAACUACAGAGGUGAUCACCCCAUCAACAAUAUUUCAUGGUCUUCACAGCAUGAGCAGUGGAUCGCCAUUACAACUGGGAAACAGGCGAAGUUACUGCAUGUGUAG
Molecule: messenger RNA, 1113 nt
Organism: Trypanosoma grayi
Lineage: Eukaryota; Euglenozoa; Kinetoplastea; Trypanosomatida; Trypanosomatidae
Product: WD repeat-containing protein 68
Exons: 1
Coding region: 1-1113 (370 amino acids)
Cellular component (GO): nucleus
Molecular function (GO): protein binding
Source: RefSeq, a predicted model, not a curated record